AUGUCGUCCACCGACCAGCCGGCAUCGGAGGCUCACUCGGGUCCGACCACUUCUCCGCAGGAAUCUCAACCCCAGCCCCCAUCGCCCCAAGACGCCGAGUCUGUGCCAGCAAACACAGACCCCGUCGCGGCGGCUCCCACUGCUGCGCCGUUAGACCACCCUCAGCCAAGCGAUGCAGCUGCCGCGAACCACCCCGCAACCAGUGGCGAAAGCGCCCCCGUGACAGCAACCACCAGCACCUCACCCACACCCCCGAAUAACACCACAUCUCCAGUCGCGCUACCUCAGGAUUCGGAUGCGCCCGCAAUGCAUACCGAAGAACCUAAGCCUGCCGCUGAGCCCUCAGAGGAUCUGUCGGAUGUUGCCUCGGGGAAGGAAGUUGAGGACCCGGGCCCUUCUUUGGUGAUUACGCUGUUGUUGACGACGGGGUCGCGCCACCCGUUCACGAUCGAUGGGAAAUAUCUGCGGAAGUGCUCGGUCAAUGUCGAGAACUAUGAUCCGUUCGCGAUGAGUGUCUACACAUUGAAGGAAUUGAUCUGGCGCGAGUGGCGGUCUGACUGGGAAACUCGUCCCUCGUCACCGAGCUCCAUUCGUUUGAUCUCUUUUGGGAAAUUAUUGGAUGACAAGUCGCCUCUGUCUGACUCGAGGUUCAACCAUGAUGCUCCCAAUGUCGUUCAUAUGACUGUGAAGCCGCAAGAAGUGGUAGACGAGGAGGACGCCAAGGGAGCCAAGGCGCAGUACAGCCGGGAGCGUGAAGCCAGCGAGCGCAGCCCGGGAUGCCGCUGUGUGAUUCUAUGA
Molecule: messenger RNA, 798 nt
Organism: Penicillium alfredii
Lineage: Eukaryota; Fungi; Ascomycota; Eurotiomycetes; Eurotiales; Aspergillaceae
Exons: 3
Coding region: 1-798 (265 amino acids)
Source: RefSeq, a predicted model, not a curated record